This is a messenger RNA of Cryptomeria japonica (Japanese cedar), 3362 nucleotides long. Its product is annotated as protein VAPYRIN. The record is from RefSeq and is a predicted model, not a curated record. Gene Ontology annotation, molecular function: protein binding. Gene Ontology annotation, biological process: regulation of barbed-end actin filament capping. NCBI's taxonomy places the organism in Eukaryota, Viridiplantae, Streptophyta, Pinopsida, Cupressales, Cupressaceae. Bases 1277 to 2827 code for a protein of 516 amino acids. The transcript has 2 exons. Gene Ontology annotation, cellular component: nucleus; cytoplasm.
AAAUAGAUAGCGAUAGCCCUCACUUUCUUGGGUCAGGCCUGUUCAUGGAUAUUACUUUCUUGGGUCAGGCCUGUUCAUGGAUAUUUAAAUAUAAAAUAAAUGGGUUUUAAUAGAAGCAUACAAACUAAUGUGGUUUUUUUUCUGAGGAUCAAAAUUUGACUUUUUUGAAGACAUGGUUUUUGUUGCAGAAAAUUCUGGGUUUUUUUGGGUUCACUAAUUUGGAAUUUGUCGGCAAUAUAGAAGUUUUGGGAUGCUAACAAAACAAGCUUAUGCAAUAAGAAACCCUGAAUUUUGGAGGUAUAAGUGCUAAUCAAUAUGAAAUUGUUUAUUUAUCAAUGAUAAGAUGUGGGUGCAUGACUGAGAUGAGCAUGAAAUUCCAGUCCCGGAAGCUGAAAGUGUUGAGGAAUGUAUGUUUCUAAUAAGGGUAUGGUGUACAUUUUAGCCCUCAUUAUAGUACUUUUGGAUUUUUCCAGUUUGCCCCUUUCUUUGUUUUAUGCAUUCAUGCGGGGACAAUGUAAAUUGUUUUUAGUAUUGUUCCUGUCGCCGAGGAUCUCUUUUCUCUUAAUUCAUCGAAUUAAGAAAAUUAUCUUUUGCAAGUUGGCCUGUCGGAGAAUCUUGCAGUACCAAUUGGUAGUUGGCCUAUAUACAAAUGUCUGUUCUUUUUUUAAUAUCUCGAACGAUAGAUAUUGUUCAUAGUUCACUCCCACGAGGUUACCAUGAUCCAUGACCUCUGUUGUCUUGCAUCUAAUUCCUUGUUGUUUGCACAUUAGCAGUAACCUCGAACAAAGCUCGGUGCCAUACGCCCUCAUGACAAAAACAAUAUUUCUCAGGCGGGCAGUACAUAUGCACUUAUGAAGGCCAUCAUCCAUCACAAUUGUAUAUCUGUUAUUGUGGGUCUACCACUGUUUUGUUGGCUGCUUUCUGAGCUUUAUCUCAAGAUAGGAGAGGUGAAAGUCCCACUUUGUCUUCAUAUUGCUUUCAUCACUUAACAUAUCCCUCAUCCGGAGCAAUCUGUGUAUUCUGCUUAACUGUUUACAACUGUAAGGCCAGAUCAGAUUUAUUUGUUGAUUAGCCUAGUCUGUACUGGUUUAUUGUAUGCAUCAACAUAAAAUACAAAGCCCAUCUACAAGCAUGAGCAAUUAGACCUGUGAGUUGUGCAGGUUUUAUGUCAGCAAUUUCACAUAUUUCCACAUCUCUCAAAUUUCAGUCUCAUUCAGUAAUCACUAGAGACUUAUGGAUUGCUAGGGCUUUGCUUUAAGUAAAGCUGAAUCUAAAGAUGGACAAGCUUGUUGAAGUGCAUGAGAAUGAAGUGAGGAUAGAUUUUGAAAUUGGAUGUAAAUGCAGGACAACGAUUCACCUCAAGAGUCUGAUGCACACAAUGCCUGUUGCAUUCAAGGUGCAAACUUCUUCUCCAGAUAAGUUUUUGGUGAAGCCUCCUAAUGGGUUCAUACCGCCUCAAGGAGACUUUUCUUUUGAGAUAAUACUGAAGCCAAGAAAUGAUCUCCCUGAGGAAUAUCCCCGUUCUAAAGACAGAUUUCUCGUAAAAACUGCCUUGGCACCUGACUGCAGAAAGGAUGGAAAUAGCUUACCAGAUAAGGUGCCCAACGAUUGGUUUGCAUCUCGGAAAAAGCAGGUCUUCGUAGAUGGUAAACUAAAGGUUGUUUACAUAGGAGGUCACCUGCUUCGGCAUCUUGUUGCAAAAGGAGAUACAGAUUCGGUUAAACAAAUUCUUAAGAGGCAGAAUUGCUGUAACGAGGCUGACGAGUGGGGUAAAACUGCUUUGCAAAUAGCUUCAGCUAGUGGGAAUGUUGAGAUGUCAAAAAUACUGUUGGAUGCAGGGGCCAGAGUGGAUUUAGUUAAUAAGACAGGACAAACCCCUCUGUUAGAAGCUGUUUACAUGGGGCAUGUAGAAAUUGCCAAGGAAUUACUUGACAAAGGAGCAGAUACAGAAGCAAGGAACCCAAGAGGUUGGACUGCAAUUCAUCUAGCUGCAUCCUGGAAUAGGCGUGAAAUUCUAUCCCUUUUGAUUGAAAGAGGGGCAAAUCUAAAAGCAAAAGAUAAAGAAGGGAGAAUCGCAUUGCAUUGUGCUGCCACAAAGGGUUAUGUCGACUGUGUCAAACUUCUCUUAGAAGCUGGUGCAGAAAAGGAUGCUACAAGCAACGAUGGAAGGACUGCUCUUUUUAGAGCAGCUGCAAAUGGGUACCCAGAGCUUGUAGAGUUACUUUUAGACGCGGGUGCGGACAAUCGAAUUAGGGCUGUUAAUGGAGAAACACCAUAUGAUGCAGCUUUGCAGAAAGGCCAUACAUCAGUACUUAAAAUCCUUGAAGUGGGCGAUGAGCUUUUGACUGCUGCGAGAAGAGGGAAUCUAGAGGCUGUCAUUGCAUGUCUGAAGAAGGGUGCACCUGUAAACAGAAGCGAUCAAUAUGGAUGGACUGCACUACAUUGUGCUGCACUGAAAGGGCAUGUUGAUGUACUUGCAAAACUAAUUGAGUUUGGAGCAGAUAUUAGGGUUGAAGAUGCAGAGGGUCAUACUGCACUACAUUGUGCUGUUGAAGGUGGAAGGAAAGAGGCUGUUCAAUUUUUGCUCGGUAAAGGAGCAGAGAUCAAUGCAAAAAGUAGUAGAGGAGCAACAUCUCUGUACAUGUCGGCUGCCAUGGGAUAUCCUGGUAUCUCCAGGUUUCUACUUAAUCAGGGAGCUGACACAGCAUCUCUUCAUCAUAAACCCACAAUCCCAACCUUCGACACACACAAUUCGAAACAGAAAAAAGUUUCCUUUGAGGAAAUUCAAAGUGUACACACAGAUAUAGUACAAGGCAUCUCUGUUUAGGGAACGUUCAGAUCUCUCAUAUGGCUUUCCUGGUAAAAUGGGCAUCCUUAUGCUUGUUACAUAUGUAAAAGUAAGUACAAAAAACAGGAAAGGCUUCUGUUGUGCAAUCUUUUUUCAAGAGACGUUCUCUUUACGAUGAUGGACCAUAUGUAUGCUGGUUAAGAGUUUUCCAGUCCUGAUUCUGUAGAUAUGUCCAUUUUUGCUUCUGUAGAAUUACAAAUGUUAACCUAAAGAUUCUGAAGGAGAAAUUGAACAUGAAAAAGUGCUGAUUCUUGACUGCCAUUCUGUUCAUAACAUCAUACUAAUUUGUGUUCUUCUUUCCCCUUAUAUGGUCCACCUUGGAUUAAUCUGUGGAUUAAAACCGAGUAACUACUUUUUGCAUGAACUGUACCUUGCAGCCAUUGCUAGCUCUCUACCAUGUACGGUUGGAGAAGAUUAGUGUUAUUUGCAUUUUGCAUGCUUCAUGGUAGAUACCAACUUAGUUGUGAGCAAGAGUUAUUAUACCUAUCCAUUUUGUGAUAAGCUAUUAUGAUUA